Messenger RNA from Blepharisma stoltei, 961 nucleotides. The record is from the annotation of a GenBank genome assembly. NCBI's taxonomy places the organism in Eukaryota, Ciliophora, Heterotrichea, Heterotrichida, Blepharismidae.
AUGGGAAAGAAAAGGCAAAAUGAAAAGAAAUCGGAACUCAUACAAAAUCUACCAACUGAAAUUCUUUAUAUCAUCAUUGGAGAAUUUUUAGAAUACAAAGAGUGGUUUAAACUUGCACAAGUUUGCAGUUGAGCAAAUUUUAUAGUAAAUAUGUGCUGACAACAUGUUAAAUAUUUAGAUUUUGAUAUAUUUCCACUGCCUAGAGAUUCUGAAUUUAUAUCUGCAAUUAAGAAAUGCACAAAACUAGAAAAGAUAAGGCUAGACUGUUAUUAUUUGUCUUUGGAUGCUAUUUUGGCUUUACCAAUUUCGCUUACCCAUGCAAAAUUAUCAUCUAUAGAUAAUGCCCUAAAAAAUCCUAAUUUUAUUCAAUCCAUCCAAAGACUUCCAAACUUAAAAUCCCUGAAAUUCAACACCCUUGAUGAUUUCGACAGAUACAACGUAGAUAUCAACGAAUGGUCUCAAUUUUUUAAAGCAUGCAAAUUAGAUGAAAUUUCUAUUGGAAAUAUUCACUCUGAGACGCUGGAUCAAGAUAUUUCUAGCUUUGUAAUAGGUAAGUGCAAAAAUUAUAAGGCAUUAAGACUUGUUGACAGCCCAAACAUAAAAAAAUUUUCAGCAGAUCUUACAUCUGUAAAAAUUGAGGCACAUAGAAAUGUUUGAAAUCCUUUAGGGCUCAAUGAUUGAACAAUCAGAAAAUUAUCUAAUGACUGCCAAAAGCUGGAAAAACUGAAAAUUAUUGAUUACAAUCUAAAAAUGCAUGACGAGUUUACCAGCAUUUCUUUUAAUAUUAUUAUCAAUAAUUGGAGGAAUCUUAGAUUUUUACAUUUGAGCAAUUUUACAGAUCAAGGAAUAAAGUCAAUAAACGACUUAGAUAUAAUGAGAGUUGCAACCGUCUGCAGAAAUUUAAAAGGUAUAUCUUUAGAUAGUUUUAAAACUAUCACAGAUGCGUCCAUAUCAGAGCUAG